Centrocercus urophasianus (Greater sage-grouse) is the source of this 2078-nucleotide messenger RNA. RefSeq names its product cholinergic receptor nicotinic alpha 2 subunit (gene CHRNA2). Lineage: Eukaryota; Metazoa; Chordata; Aves; Galliformes; Phasianidae. The record is from RefSeq and is a predicted model, not a curated record. Bases 6 to 1190 code for a protein of 394 amino acids. Gene Ontology annotation, biological process: chemical synaptic transmission; regulation of membrane potential; monoatomic ion transmembrane transport. The transcript has 2 exons. Gene Ontology annotation, cellular component: membrane; synapse; neuron projection. Gene Ontology annotation, molecular function: neurotransmitter receptor activity; transmembrane signaling receptor activity; extracellular ligand-gated monoatomic ion channel activity.
CUCACAUGACAAAGGCCCACCUCUUCUCCAAUGGGAAAGUGAAGUGGGUGCCACCCGCCAUCUACAAGAGCUCGUGCAGCAUUGAUGUCACCUACUUCCCCUUCGACCAGCAGAACUGCAAGAUGAAGUUUGGCUCCUGGACAUAUGACAAGGCCAAGAUCGACCUGGAGAACAUGGAGCACCACGUGGACCUCAAGGACUACUGGGAGAGUGGCGAGUGGGCCAUCAUAAACGCCAUUGGCAGGUACAACUCCAAGAAGUACGACUGCUGCACUGAGAUCUACCCAGACAUCACCUUCUACUUCGUCAUCCGCCGCCUCCCGCUCUUCUACACCAUCAACCUCAUCAUCCCCUGCCUGCUCAUCUCCUGCCUCACCGUGCUGGUCUUCUACCUGCCCUCCGACUGUGGUGAGAAGAUCACACUCUGCAUCUCCGUCCUUCUGUCCCUCACCGUCUUCCUGCUGCUCAUCACCGAAAUCAUCCCCUCCACCUCUCUGGUCAUCCCGCUCAUUGGCGAGUAUCUCCUCUUCACCAUGAUCUUUGUCACGCUCUCCAUCAUCAUCACUGUUUUUGUCCUCAAUGUGCACCACCGCUCCCCCAGCACCCACACCAUGCCCCACUGGGUGCGUAGCUUCUUCCUGGGCUUCAUCCCCCGUUGGCUCUUCAUGAAGCGACCCCCUGUGCUGCUCCCUGCUGAGGGGACAACGGGUCAAUAUGACCCUCCGGGGACCAGGCUCAGCACCUCCCGCUGCUGGCUGGAGACCGAUGUGGAUGACAAGUGGGAGGAGGAGGAGGAGGAAGAAGAGGAAGAGGAGGAAGAGGAAGAGGAGGAGAAGACGUAUCCUAGCCGUGUGCCCUCAGGGGGAUCCCAGGGCACCCAGUGCCGCUACAGCUGUGGACGCCAAGCGGGCAAAGCAUCAGGGGGCCCAGCCCCACAGGUGCCCCUCAAGGGGGAGGAGGUGGGCUCUGAUCAAGGGUUGACACUGUCACCCAGCAUCCUGAGGGCCCUGGAGGGUGUGCAGUACAUCGCGGACCACCUGCGAGCAGAGGAUGCUGACUUCUCGGUGAAGGAGGACUGGAAGUACGUGGCCAUGGUGAUAGACCGCAUCUUCCUCUGGAUGUUCAUCAUCGUCUGCUUGCUGGGAACCGUGGGGCUCUUCCUCCCACCCUACCUGGCAGGGAUGAUUUAGGGAUCAGGGGGUAAUGUGGGUACCUCUCACAGCAUCACGACCAUGGAGGUCACUUGGGUGAGACAUGCAGCAGUGUGGGGGGAAGCAAAAGGUGUGCUGGGAGUGCCCUGCUUCCUGCUGUCCUGCUCAUGGUGGUGGCCAUCCUGGCCUCAAGGAAAGCUCAGCACAGCCUCUCCACCAACAAAACGUGGGAUGGAGAGAUCUAGAAGAGGCAUCCACUUCCUUCAGCUGCUGCAGGUUCCAUCUGGAACCCAAGGGACACAUCUGGUUGUGACUCCAAGAGAGGAUAUCACAGCUGCUUCUGGAUGCAUCCUGCCUCAGAACCACAGCCAACACAAUGUGGGGCAGGACACAGUGCUUUGGGGUGUGACAGCAGGAAGGGGCAGAAGUUCCUACUCACACUACGCAGCUCAGGGGCUCUGCUCUUCUCUGCUGUGCAAAGCCCAUCAGCACAAGCAACCCACGUGUAUGCUGGUGGGUUCAUCAGCACAGGGAUCCUGGGCAAAUUGUCCUCUCUAUCCUAUACCUGCAAUAACAAGCAGACCCCCAAUCCCCUUGCUCUGAUGACUACUGCAACCCAGCUUUAAUUUCUAUCUUCCAUGCAUCCUCAAGGACUCGUGCUUGCAAAGAUCUACUCUUAUCUGUGCCCCGAAGCCAGGCUUUCCCUGCGGGGUUUUUCCUCCAGGAGACCAACCCAGGAGCUGGAUGUGACCUGACGGGUUUCAGAAAACACUUUGUGCUAUCAGGAGUGAAAUGGGCUGGAAUAAAUGAUUCCACUGAGAAAAAUGCACAUCCCAAGGGUGUUGCAGCUGCUCAUGCAUUCUCUGCUGUGUGCACACAGGGCUGAGAUAAAGGAUAUGGGAUGUGCAAGGCAGCAAGCUGUAUGUA